Linepithema humile (Argentine ant) is the source of this 3447-nucleotide messenger RNA. It is a transcript of the gene kdn, whose product is annotated as knockdown. Gene Ontology annotation, cellular component: mitochondrial matrix. Lineage: Eukaryota; Metazoa; Arthropoda; Insecta; Hymenoptera; Formicidae. The record is from RefSeq and is a predicted model, not a curated record. Gene Ontology annotation, biological process: tricarboxylic acid cycle; carbohydrate metabolic process; citrate metabolic process.
UAGGCGCCACGAAAGUGCGCGCAACCAGCGCAUGCGCGCGCUAAGGUGCAGACGGUGUAGUAAUGAAAGUAGCGCGGCCGAAGUUAGUCGAGUUCAGUCGAGGUUGGAACGCCGCAGGUGUAGUGUUGGUUGACUAGUCAGACAAUCGUGAGUCUGUCAGUUUGAGGGACGAAACCCCCGCGCAGGAUUAACGCACUCAAGACAGCAUGGCGCUCUUCCGCUUCACCCCGAAACGCUGCCUCGAGUUUCAGAAAAUAACAUCGGCGGUUUUCUCACGUCAGUUGACCGAUGCAUCGACGGAUCUUAAGAAAGUUCUCAUCGACAGGAUUCCCAAGGAGCAGGAACGUGUGAAAGCAUUCCGUAAAAAUCAUGGAUCCACCAAAGUCGGAGAAGUCACUGUUGACAUGAUGUACGGCGGUAUGCGCGGCAUCAAGGGGCUCGUUUGGGAGCCCUCAGUGCUCGAUCCGGAGGAGGGUAUCCGCUUCCGCGGCAAGUCGAUCCCCGAGUGUCAGAAACUCCUACCGAAGGCGGCCGGCGGCGCCGAGCCGCUGCCGGAGGGCCUCUUCUGGCUGCUGAUCACCGGCGACGUGCCCACGGACGCGCAGGUGAAAGCGAUCUCGCAGGAAUGGGCGUCCAGGAGUUCCCUGCCCGACCACGUGGUCAAGGCCCUCAACAAUUUCCCCAAGUCUUUGCACCCGAUGACGCAGUUCUCCGCGGCGAUCACGCUGUUGAAUAGCGACAGCGAGUUCGUCCGGGCGUACAACAAGGGCGUGCACAAGAGCAAGUACUGGGAAAGCGUGUACGAGGACUCGAUGAAUCUGAUCGCCAAGCUGCCGGUGGUGGCCGCCACCAUUUACCGCAACAUCUACAAGGGCGGCAAGGGCUUGGGCUCGGUGGACAGCGGUAAGGACUGGUCCUGGAACUUCGCCAACAUGCUUGGCUACGACAAUGCGCAGUUCAUCGAGCUGAUGCGUCUCUACUUGACGAUCCAUUCGGAUCACGAGGGAGGUAACGUGUCCGCGCACACCACCCACUUGGUGGGAUCCGCCUUGUCGGACCCGUAUCUGUCCUUCGCCGCCGGUAUGAACGGUUUGGCCGGGCCGCUGCACGGUUUGGCCAAUCAGGAAGUGCUGGUCUGGCUGGAGAAGCUGCGCGGCCAGGUCGGCGACGCCCCGAGCGACGACAAGCUCAAGGAAUUUAUCUGGAACACGCUGAAGAGCGGCCAGGUUGUGCCCGGUUACGGACACGCCGUUCUCAGAAAGACUGACCCAAGGUACACCUGCCAGAGGGAGUUCGCGCUCAAACAUCUGCCGGAUGACCCGCUGUUCAAGCUGGUCGCUCAAGUGUACAAGGUGGUGCCGCCGGUCCUGCUGGAGACCGGCAAGGUGAAGAAUCCGUGGCCGAAUGUGGACGCGCAUUCGGGCGUGCUGCUGCAGUACUACGGCAUGAAGGAGAUGAACUACUACACGGUGCUGUUCGGAGUGUCGCGUGCGUUGGGCGUGCUCGCUUCCCUGGUGUGGGAUCGCGCUCUAGGACUGCCCAUCGAGAGGCCUAAAUCCCUCAGCACCGAUCUCCUUAUGAAGGCCGUCAAGGCUUAAGAAUUGUCCGUCUGUCAAUCUGAUCGCCAAUCGUUGUCAUUGUCGUCUUGAAGUCUCGUCGCUUCGAUCUCGACUCUGUUCGGGCAUCGACAGUGAUACCGAGAACUUGGAUUACGAUACAUUUUGAUACCGACGGAACCACCUCAACGAGUCCACGCCUUAUUGAGUGAAUAGGAGAGAGCGAAAGUAUGAGAAAAUGAGAGGGAGAGAUAGAGAGCGCGAAAGAGACAAGGCUAGGUAUUAGAAACGACAAAUAAUUACGUCUUAACAAUGUAUUAUCUAAAUGUAGAAUUAUUAAGAGCAAACACAUCAAUAUUCCUCCGCGUCAACGAGGCUUCGUUCGCGUCAACGUUCGCCUCGUUAACCCUCUUCCUACCAUCGAUACUGUUAAGUAUAAUUAAUUACAAAUAAACGUUUUAAUUAUAAAUAAUAUAAUUGUUAACAUAGCUUAAUAAUUAAUACAACUGUUUCAAAUUGCUUACUUAAAAAGUAUUGAUCGUGGGAAGGGGUUGAAUUGGGUGCAGUUCAUACACUUAUACAUUUAGAGUGUAUACACGUAUACUCUUUAUUCAAGUUGCUUUUGCAUCCAAACAAAAGCGUAACUUGAUAUAGUAGUGGAAACUGCCAAAUCCGCGAGGAAACUUAAGACAGUGCAAAAAUUCAAGAGAUAAAUUCUAGGAAUUUAAAUACUACAAUUCUUUUAGAGACGUUUAAGUAGAUUUUUAAAUGUUUCAAACGUCAAAAAGAGAGCAUGUGUUUUUGGAUUUGAAGCCACGCGCAUAUACACAAACACGAGAUACAAAAGAGGCAUCGGAAAUAGAUAAGGCAUUAUUGUAAAUAUAGUCAUCGCUCAAUACUCAGGCUGAGUUCUACUUGGCGAUCGCAACGCUCGUGAACAUUAUCUAUCUUUUUUUAACUUUCGAUGAAAACAAAGAUAAAAUGAUUCCACAAGCGUUGCGAUCGCCAAGUGGAACGUACCUUCAAUAACACGUUAACUACCGCUAGGAAAUUGUGAGAAAGGAUCGGUUGCAUUAACGCGAAGUCUGCGGCGAUGGUCAGCGUGUUAGCGGUAAUCUCAGCGAUACAACGGCAGUGCGAAAAUAGCAACUCCUAACUCAGCGGUAGAUUUGUAGAAUCGCGUAAAAAUCUCAGACGCCGUUAAACGUCCAAGAUCUGCUCAAGCGUCUGGAAAACGGUACAAUGAAAUGUCGUUCAGACGACAUUCGAGUGUCUGUGACUUUCGCGUUGUCUGAGGCCGAUUAAAAUUACAUAGGAAUCAAUAAAUUAGGAAUCUUAUAAUGUUAUUAUUGUCUUGCCUCGACAUUCGAGAAAUACACUGCCCUGAGAAAAGCAUCACAGAUUUUUUUUUUUUAUAAUCAGGUAGAUUUCUUGAAAACGAUCAAUUGUCGAAUGACGGAAGCGCUGUCAAAUUUUCACGAAUAGAGAAUAGAGAUUUCAAGACAAUAGUUGGCAUCAGUACGCUAAGCGCGAGCAUGCGGUGCUACUUAGUUGAGGCACAAGUUCUCUGGCCGCUAGUUUACUGUACCAUCUCCCUCAGGAAGCCCAUAAUUAAUUAUUCUUAGAACGGCGAAAGUGUCGCUGUAGUUGCGGAAUACUUAAGAGCGAGCAAUGAUGCAGAGUGAUCAAUAAGCACUUAAAAAUAGCGGGUACAGCCCUGUCGGACGGACGGCCGACACGGUUACCUAAUCGUACUCGAUCGUAGCGAGUCGCCGCGGUUCAUGCGUAAAAUUAAGGAGUAUGACCAGUGAUGAAGUCACUGUUACGAGAAUGAAUGAAUGUGUGCACACUUUAUUUAUAACAAACGCGAAAAUAAAUGGAAAAUUACAGA